Molecule: messenger RNA, 1069 nt
Organism: Syzygium oleosum
Lineage: Eukaryota; Viridiplantae; Streptophyta; Magnoliopsida; Myrtales; Myrtaceae
Exons: 3
Coding region: 173-640 (155 amino acids)
Source: RefSeq, a predicted model, not a curated record
UUACCUAUGACAAAGCUGUCUUCUCCUUCGCCUGGCCUGACCUGGCCUGGGAUGGAUGAUGCGGAUGAAACUAUUCCGCCACCCGCAACUGCAAGCCCUGCGUCAGUGAGCUGAGCAUCAGCACCUUCUCCUCACUGACACUCGACCAAGGUAAACCCUUCCAGCGUCUGGAAUGGCGCAUCCUUUGAGCCUAGCUACUCCGGGGGUCUUUAAGUGGGGCUCCAGUCCCUGCCCCCGUUCUCCUCGAGGUAAAUUCGGGAUGCUUGUUUUGAGGGUCCCUUCUGCUUCCUUCAGAGUCCGAGCCGUCCAAGACGAUGAGAGGCCUCGCAGACUGAUAGACAUCAUUAGAAUUGUCCCCGAGAUCUCGAGGAAUUACUUCCGUAGUCGUCCUCGGAGAGCGCUCUUCGGUGGGAUUUCUCUUCUAGGGGGCUUUUAUGUUGCGCAAACAAUCUCCUUGUCGUUCGGAGCAUUAGGGGUGAACGAUGUCAUUGCUGCUGUACUCUGUGUUCUCUUGACGGAGUAUGUAACCAGGUUUUACUACAGCCGGCCAAAGGUUACUUUCCCCGUCGCUCUUCUCAAUAAUUUCAAGAUGGGUUUCACCUACGGACUCUUCAUCGAUGCCUUCAAGCUUGCUAGUUAGCACAAGGAUUUCAGAGGAAAGUCUCGGUUUACAAGACUUACUCUGACUAAACUAGUUCCAGGCAGCAACUUCUUAACAUGCCUUGUGAGAUUAUAUCCCUCUAAUCCAAAGGCCCACGCGCCCAUUCCCGGUGACAAGAUUGACUUUCUUAGGAGGUUUGUGGAUGACAUCUCCUGCUCUCAUGGGUAGUUCUGCAGAUAUGGUCGCAACUUCAUUCCUGAUGUCAAAAGCAUAAGAAACCUCUCUUUGCAUCGUGUCGAUUUGUUUGGAGCUCCUGCAGUUUUUGGUCUUUUCUGUCAUCGUUCUUUUGUUUAGCAUGGCAUGUUUCCUGAAACUGUAAUUGAAAGCUUUGAGCUGCCAUGAGUAAUAACUAUAUGCAGCUAACAUGAUGUGCUCCAUUAUGGUUUAUUAUACUCCGUUCUUCCGUAA